UGGAGCGCCAUUUUGAAAAUAACAUUCACGUGCAGCAAAUCUCUGUAGUCAGUUCUUCCUUUAAGAACAAAAAGAAAGAAAACAACAUGGAGGCGCCGGUCAACUGGUCUCAAGAAGAAACUGAGCUGCUUAUAGCAGUGUGGUCGGAAGAAAAAAUACAGCACGACCUUGGGGAAUCCUUGAGGAAUGAGAAAGUAUACAGAGAAUUGUCAGGUAGACUGGCCAAAGUGGGGGUGAGUCGUUCUGCCAAACAGUGCAGGGAGAAGAUAAAGAAACUUAAACUAGAAUACAGGAAAAUAAAGAAAAACAGUGACGGAAGUGGGGAUAAAGGAAAGACCUUCAGGUGGUACGAUGCCAUGGACACUAUCAUGAGUGAAAGUCCAGUUACAACAGAGGACACAGAACAGUCAGCCACCAUGAUACCUGAAUGCCCCAUUUCAGACAUGGAAACAGAUUCAUCCAUUAUGACAGAUAUUCCUGGAAGCUGCGACAGCAACCUCAUCCCCUGCUCUACACCAGGCCCAACACCUUACCCCACAGAGAAACCAGAAUACCCAAGUUUCUACUCCAUUCAACUCGAAGAUGUUAACGGUCCGUCUACAAGCACCACAUUGACCUCCACUGCAGUGCAAGCGUCAGCAAAAGAAACACCAUUAUGCUGUUGGUCAAAUAGAGAGGUCCAAACAUUGUUGACACUUUGGGCGAAUCCCGCUGUUCAAGAAGAGCUUCUCCUCAACGUGAGGAAUAAUAAAGUUUAUGCUCACCUCAGUGCUCAACUAGCAUCUCUUGGAUUCAACAAAGCGCCGAAAAAGUGCAGGGAGAAAAUCAAAAAACUGAAGCAGGACUACAAGAGAAUCAAACACGGUCAGCACAGGGCUGGAAGCAAAAGCAGUGUAUGGUUUGCCAUUAUGGAUGAUGUCCUCAGCUCCAAGGCUGCAACAGUAAGACGUUCCGAAAUAACAGAGCCCUUACUGCCCCGUCGGUCACAGUCUGUCCUGGAUGUUGACACUGAUGAUAAAACCCAGUGGUUGCCCGAUGAAGUCCAAGUGCUGAUGACCCUCUGGGCACAACCAAACAUUCAGAGGCAGCUUCUCACCACAGCAACAAACAAUCAAGUCUUUAAGUACCUCAGCAGUGAACUUAAGUCGGUGGGGUUUAACAAGUCACCACAUCAGUGCUUUCUUAAAGUGAACAACCUUAAAGAGGAGUACAGGAAAAUCAAGGAAGAGGAACAGUACAGGGACGUUCAAAGUGACUGGUUUGCUAUUUUGGAUGGAGUCCUUGGCUCUGGUGGAGAGACUUCUAUAGAGGUGGAUUCAUCUGCUGUGCUGACACAACCUAAAUCACCAGAGGAUGAGCAUGCGAAAGAUAUGACACGGGUUGUUUGGACACCAGAUGAAGUCAAAGCGCUGCUCACCCGAUGGGCAGAGGAGAGCGUCCAGGAGCAGCUUAGGUCAACUAGAAAUGAAAGAGGGUUUGCUCAGCUGAGCUCCGCGCUCGCCACUCAGGGCUUUGAUAAGACCACCAGCCAAUGCAGGUCAAAGAUAAAACUGCUGAAACGAAAGUACAGAAAAGUGAAGGAACAGACGGACUCUAAGAAACAAAAGAGCCGAUGGUUCACCAUUAUGGAUAAAGUCCUUGGUCAUCAUAAGCCAGAGGCUGAGACUGAACAAGCAGCUGAAGUCAUUGAUUCAGCCUGUACUCUGCAGACAUCACAGCUAGACCCUUCUGAAACUGUAGAAGACUUAGGUCGCCGCUUGUCCGUCUCCUCAUUGUGUCUCCUGGUUCCAACGCUGCGUCUGAUGUGUGCUUUUGCCUGGCAAGUAGUCCAAGGUUGUAAUGUGCUACACUAUGGAAAGGUGGAGGAGCUGGUGAGGUUGGUGACCGAGCUUCUCCCAGAGCUGCUGACGCCCAGAGAUAAAGUGCAACUCCUGCUCAGACUAAGGGCAAGGAUGGUGUUGGAAUUGUGUCGCAGCGAGAGCACAGCCAACCUGCUGAAUAUACAGCCUCAGCUGGGGGUCAUUCAAAACCUUACAAUAGGCUCCAGCUGUGACCAGGAGGAAUUGGAGGAGUUGGAAAAUUCAAAGUCAAACUUUGUGGAAGUUGUUCAUCUCCUGCUCGAGGACACAGAGGAGAGAAGGAUGUUUUUCAAGGAGGUCUUUCCCAUCCACUAUGGCCAGCAGUAUGAAAACACUAUGCACACAUUAGUAUGGAAAUUCAUCUCUAAACUGGAUAAUCUUUUGCCUAUACCAGAUAUUAAACAGACUGCAGCGUGGCUCAGAACCGCCCCUUCUGUCAUGGAAGAAUGUGGACAAUUGGUUUUGGAACCAGAUCAGCUGAAGGCGCUACUGCACUUUCACCAGCAACAGUCAGAAAGCACAAACAAAUGUUACUCUCAAACUCGGAGUAUGUUUUUGCCAAGGCUGUCUCUUCCUCCCAAACCAAACUCGAAGCAACUUGCUACAGAGCAUCAGGAACUGUCCACAGGCGGCGAAGAUGAAGGGCAGUUUGAUUACAGUGAGGAUGAGGAGUCCGUUGAGGAAAACCAAAUUGAUAUUAAUCUGGAGGACUGUAGCAAAGACGAUGACCUGAAGUUAAAAGAUGAACAAAGCAAUGACCUGACCGCUGCAAGCUGCUCAAAUUUAAACAGUCCUAUGCUUGUAGGACCGCAGACCUGCUCUUUGUGUCCCUACUCAGACAGCCAAGUGUCAGGUCUUCUGCAGCACAUCACAGAGGCACACCUGAUCCAGGAACCCAGCCGAUCUCAGUCUAAAGAACCUGAGACAGACCAUGUCCUUCAGAAGGUUAAUACUGAAACAUGCACUACUGAGAUGAGGAGCACGACAAACACUUGUGAUGUUUGUACAAAGGUCUUCAAGAAUGUGUCGACCCUGAACAGACACACAAAAGCACACUCAGUGAGAUUUCACUGUGACAAGUGUGAGAAGACGUACUCGUCUAAGGACGCCCUGAAUGUGCAUCGCCGGAUUCACACAGGCGAGACGCCGUAUCUGUGUUCUCGCUGUGGCCGGGGUUUCAGGUCUUUGAAUAGCCUUGAUUUGCACGUUCGCAUUCACACGGGAGACCGACGCUAUAAAUGUGACAUUUGUGGAAAGACUUCAAUCCAGCACCUGGCGAGACACAUGCGGAUGCACAGAGGGGAGAAGAACUACCUGUGCACAGAAUGUGGGAAGGCUUUUCUCUCCUCUGGGGAGCUGAGGCUGCACAUGAGGUAUCACACAGGAGAGCGUCCAUACACGUGCAAACACUGCGGGAGAGGUUUUAUAGCAAAGUGUCAGUUGGUGGUUCACAUGCGCCAACAUACAGGAGAGAGUCCUUACAGGUGUUCAGUGUGUCCCAAAUCCUUUCGCACUUUGAGAGCACAGAAAAGGCACAUGAAGAUCCACUCGAACAAAAAGUCUUUCCAGUGUUUGAAGUGCGGUAAAAUAUUCAGGCAAGAAGAGACUUUUAUAAUGCACGGUCAGACACACAAGUAAAGGUGGGGUAAGCAAUUCUGGAGAAAUCCAAUUCCAUGACAAAUAACUGCUAGCAAGCUGCUACAGUAGCUGCUGCUAAAAUGCAGAGAGGAUGAGUCAGCACAACAGCUCAAGACGGUGAUACUCACAACUCUCCUGCUGCUAUAGCUAACAUCACAACAGCAGCAUGUCUUGGCAAACUAGAAAGUAAGCUGAAUGUCUGUGGGCAAGUCAUUUAACGUUGCCUGACACACAAACCAUGGCUGGGAUUUACUUGAAUAAUGUGUGUUUACUAUGAUGCAGGCCACUGUGGGUUUUUUUUCCCCAUUUACAGAGACAUGGCUGUGUACAAACACAGGAUAUGUUUUCAUCGCGCACAGAAUGGACAGCUAGCAGACUGUGAGGACAUAUACACUGAAUCUGAAAAAGGAGCCUACAUUCACACUGCAGGCCCCAAAUUUUUUUCCCCCACAUCUGAUUUUUUUGUUUGACACAUAAUUGCUUAAAGGAGACCUGUUAUGCUUUUCCACAUUUUAUGACUUAUCUACAAUGUUAUAAUGUUGGAUGUUUGUGUUAAACAUGGCCAAAGCUUCAAAAAAUGAGGUUAAAGUAUUUAUAAGAAAUCCCUUUGAGGAAAAACCUCAGAUUUCCUCCUGUUCUGAACGCUCUGUUUUGAACUGCUGUUUCUACCGAAGGCUCCGUUCUACGUAUUAAGGAGCCGGUGUGAAUGGUAAUUUGCUCCCACAGCAACCGCACGGCAAUGCUCAGUAUACCAGUUCCACCCAGCAACAACAACAGCCUGGAACAUACUUCAGGUCUUGGCCAAUCAGACAGUUGGGCUUUGAGAGAUGGGGCUUUAAAGAGACCGUAGCAUCUACAGCUCGUUUCAGAAAGGGGCUGUAAUGAAGGCCUACAUGAAGUGCCAGUACAACACAACAUCCCAAAAACCCUCCCUAAUGUGAGGACCAGCCUAGCCAUUAUUUUCUGGAAAUGUUUCAAAGCCAACAUUCCACACAAAAUGCACAAUUCAGUGCAAAAAUAAUCUUCCUGGUUUGUGUGAGCCACUGAUAUUUUGAUAUAAGUUGUUGUUUAUUACUGACAAAGAAUUUUCAAAUUCACAGAAAGUCAAAUACAAAAUGUGAACAGUGAUUUGGCAACAGAAUAUUUGUUUUUAUUCUGAAUAACUGGGUACAAAUCACAAUAUAUUCCUUUUUCUCAUGUACUUCUAAUGAUAUCUGGCUAUGCAUAUAGUUCUAUUGUUUUGAGAUAUUGGUCUGAGAUUUGUGUUUCCACCCCAAUAUAGUGGAGAAAGAAGGCAUUUGGUGCAUGGUGCUCACAGCAUUGAAAAGUUAAAUGGGACAACAUCACUGGAUUAGCCACUCUUGUUAACAGUAGUAACUGUUUUCACCUGAACUUUCUACCAAAGAAAUACUUCCUGUGUGAAUAAGUGAAUUAUUCUUUGUUUUUUGGUUGAACUCUCCCUUUUAUACAGUACUGUGCCUGGUGGAAAUAUCUUUGAGCUUGACCCAAAUUGUCAUUCCUCAUUUGAGGCUAACACAUAGAUUUCCCUUUUUCUGCUCACUGGAAUAUUCUAAAUAAAGAUGCCUGAUGAUGCAAUCAGGAUUUUCUUGGAUUGGACUUGGACAAAUUGGAAAAUUUGUAACAGAAAUCCUGCAAUACACACUUGUGGAGUUUGAAACCUGGGUAUUUACCAGGCAGGGAGGGCCAAACAAAAGAUUUAGACACCUUUAAUUUUUUUUAAGUGUAAUUCAUUUGUUGCUUACUUGGUCCAUACACACGACUCAAAUUCACAUGCAAGGUAGUUGUAUGUCAAAGGUGAGAUCAGAUCAUAAACAGGUCAACACAAGGAGACAAAGAGUAGCCGUUUAACCAAUUUUAAGUAAAAUUAAACCAAAUAAAUGUUAUUUAUAUGAACUAUAAGAACGGAGUUUAAAAGGAUGUAACAGUCAUUUAAAAUGACUACUGUCAGCGUUUAGUAACCUUGAUAGCGGAAUGAAUAAAAGACUUAGGGUAACAGUUUGUUCCUCAAGGGCACAUUACAAUGCUGCCCUGUGGGCAUUACAGUGAAUUCACUGGACAGAACAUGGAGUGGUUUCUUUGCUGGGCUCCAAUUAUCUUGGAGCAGAUUUUAACAAUACCAUUUAGGCCGUUCUUGUCCUUCACAGGCAACCCAUUAAAUCAGCAAAUAAAUUAGAAAGUUAGUUUCAGACUCAUUCAUCAUCAGUUCCCAAGUUAAAGUGCAAUGCUAAAUCACCGGGGUGCCCCUUUUUAAAGGUUGGUGCUAGUGUGUCUCCCUAAAAAUACAGUGUUCUGGCAUAUGCGCGAUGCUGUCCCCUGCAAUGAAAGAAAAUAAGACAUACAAAGAAAUUAACUGCACACAACCAAAUAUCACAUGUAUUUUCAGUUUAUAUAUUUCAAAUAUCAAUACGUUUUCUCUUUAAAUGGAUGUUUAACACAACUCACUCAGAGUAAUGACCCCCAUGGGAAUUAUUACAGGUGCUCGUUUGACCCUUAUAAAGAAAUCCUGGUUUAAACACCACCCACACGCUGUAUGAAAGUGCGUGCUGAGAAAAAAUCCUAACAUGUAUUUCCUUCUUCAUGACUUCCUUGAGAGGGUAAGUGAGACUGUUCUUCAUUAAAUCUGCCCUUCUCCUCCACAUCUGUUUGGACUGGUGCCAUGUGAUAUAUGUUUGUGUCCGUUUCAGCAUCACUUAUUCUUCUCAGCAGCCCUCUCCCAGACAGCCACAUAGCAAGGCGUGAUGUUAAUAAAAUUGUCCCAGUGGUGGUAAGCAUGAUGGCGGUGCGAAAAGGAAACAAGCGGUAUCGGUGACCGUCCCCCUGUAUCCUGUCCCAGGGCAGGGGCAGCACGUCAGGCAGGCCUAACGAGGGUUCCCCAACCAGAGCUCUCAGCAGUAUUGCCACCACAAAGCCAGAACAGGCCCCAUAGCUGUUCACCCACCGAGAUAAGUAGAAGGUGCAUAUCACCUGGGGACUCAGCAUUGAAUACAUGACAUCAGCGCUGAUCAUCCAGAACAGGAAAAUGGACGAUGAUGUCAAGGCCAGGCCUGCUCCUAUUAGUCCGCACAGGAGGACUGACAUUUUAACCACCACGAUAACCAUUUUUUCUGAUGCCUGCAGUAAGAGGAAAUUAGUUUAUUUUAUUAAACCAAAAUGUGGAUCACAUUGUUGAUUUUUGAUGAGUGAUACUAUAAAAAACAGAAAACCUUCAAA
This is a messenger RNA of Micropterus salmoides (largemouth bass), 6728 nucleotides long. RefSeq lists its product as uncharacterized. NCBI's taxonomy places the organism in Eukaryota, Metazoa, Chordata, Actinopteri, Centrarchiformes, Centrarchidae. Gene Ontology annotation, biological process: regulation of telomere maintenance via telomere lengthening; telomere capping. The record is from RefSeq and is a predicted model, not a curated record. Gene Ontology annotation, cellular component: shelterin complex. Gene Ontology annotation, molecular function: telomeric repeat DNA binding. The transcript is spliced from 12 exons. Bases 87 to 3497 code for a protein of 1136 amino acids.